GAUAAGAAAGAGUAAGGGAAAAAAAGGGUCCAAAGCACGUCGCCAUUGGAAAAAAAUAUUCCUCCUCCGCCCGAAACCUUCCCUCCGACAUCUGAAGACAACAAAACGGAACUGGGAAGCCAAUUCGAAUCUUGGUUUUCGCAGGUGAAUACAUAAUAAUACUGAUAUCUGUCCCCCCUUCGACCUCUUUUUCUUUCCCUGCAGCAAACAGAAAGUCAACUCUAUAUAUACACUUUUGCACCCACGUUGUCAGUUCUACCACAUGCGAUAACUCUACUUUGCGGCGUAACCUUGGUCGAGCUACACGCAAAAUUCGCCACUCUGGGCACACGGACCAAUUCCCACGCAUAUAUACUCUGCGCGAUUUGCCUUCCGUCCUCCUGCGCCCAUCAUGCUAAAUCGCCAUUACCAUCAACAACACCCGCUCUCUCCUUCGACCUAUCCAUCAUCCCGCUCGCAAUCUUAUCGCCACCACAACCUUGCCCUUUCAGACCCAGCCACGACUGGAUCACAGCAUCAACAGCAGCACCCACAACAGCAACAGCAGCAACAGCAGCUCUUCUUCCCACAGCAGUACCAGGAGGGAAUUUUGGAUCCCACCCAGCAACCCGGAUUCCACUCACCGUCCACCACCUCGUCAUCUCAGCCCUUCGCAGCCGUUCCUCUUACUCCAGCUCAGUCGCAACGGUCGAAUUUACCGUACCUCUCAACGCCACCAUCCUCCUCAGCUGCUGCCUCCCCAACGUACUCUUCUCCCGCCUUCUCCACCCAGAACUCCCCGUCCACGGAACUUGACUCGUCCUUUUGGCCCGAGACCGCCAGCUUUUCUAUGCAAGAUAACACCUACUCUUCACUGGGAGGUCUGCCGCACACGCCACCGAUCAAGGUCUUUCAGCCAGCCCCUCUAUUUGGGGACGACGGCUUCGAUCAGCAGGACGUCGCUGGUGCGUCCAUGCUGUUGCAGAGCGGCCUGCCCCUGGAUAACACGGAGUUCAAUAACCUGCUCAGCCCGGUGAAAUUCUGUCAAAACUCGCGACACUCCCAGCAGCAGCAGUUCUAUCCUGGCAUCAGCCACAAGAGAGCCUCAUCUGGGUCUUCGGUUCUCUCUCUUCCAUCGGCAUCGGCAGUACCCCCACUGGAAUCCUCAUUUUCUUCUGUCUCAUCCCCUGCGAAUACUACCCACCAAGGCUACUCUGUAUCAAGCCCAUCAAGACCUCUCCCUACUCCACAGCGCACUCCCGUUCAGACUUCCUUCCUCGCGCCUCCUGCCUACAACUCUGGCGCCGGAGAUGCUUGUAACACGGAGACUGAGAUGGCAAUGAGAAGAGCUAUCCUUGAGCAGCAAAGACAUCCUCAUCAAGAACAGCAGCAUCGUCGCACCAACCAGCAGCAAGGAGAGGACGAGGCGACCUUUCCUUACUCCUUAGCUCAGUCCGUCUCCAGUCUGAGCCAUAACUCUCCUGCCACACCCCAGACGAGCUAUCCAGACGAUUUUGACGAAAGCAACAAGUCGCUAUCGCAUGGUGAGACAAAUCUUCCUGACAUUGAUCGCUGGAUGGAUGAAUACUUACAGGCCGACGCCUUUGCAGACCUCGGAUCUCAGUCUAGUUCUCAGAUUGGAAUGCCAAAAUUGAAUCGAACUAUAUCAGACGUCUACCAAGACGAGUUGUACAAUCCACUCAUGGCGGCACCUCAGCAGGAAACGAAACCAGUACAACCGCGAGUCAACAAACCUUACGCCCCUUAUCUCAAUGUUAUGGCAGACCGUCUCCAAGCUGCGCAGCAAGGCCAUAUCUCCGCUCGUUCCCACUCACCCAACUCAAACAUCGCUCGGCAGCGCUCUCCAUUUCGCCACGGUUCCCCCUACGCUCAAAUGCCUUCUGCUUACACUUCAGCACACCUGCAGCAGCCAACGCACCCUACCUCUGGCCUGAGAGGAAUGGAGCUUAUGGGCACUGGCUCAGCGGCACAGGAUGAACCCAAGACGAUAUCACCAAAGGAUGCGUUGCUGGAAUAUCACGAACCCGAAGAGGGUAACGUCCCCUUAUUUCCAUCGCAGACAGACUCCUCCCAGUACAAUGUUCCUACGACCAUGACCACUUCCCCUGAAUUCCAGCUCUCCGCGAACUUUACUCCUCUCAGCCAAUAUCCCAACCAGUUUGGCCAGGGUGGAGACCAAAACGGCCAAUUUUACCUACCGCAGCCACAGCAACACCCGCAAAUGCCCAGGCAGCCACAGCAGGGAACUAUGCGAAGCCAUCAGCCUCAACAGCAGCAACCGGAUCGCACGUUGAUUCAGCACACGCCUGAAUUCCCAGCGCACGUUCCAUCUAUGGAGUCUACGAAUAGCGAGAGGAAUAAUUCGGGAGUUUCAUCAACUCCAACGCGUCCGCAGCCACAGUCUCCGAUCAAGAGGCCGCUGGAUACUUCUUCUGAUGCUGGGACCUACAGCUGCACCUACCAUGGAUGCACUUUACGGUUUGAAACACCGGCAAAGCUCCAAAAGCACAAGCGCGAAGCACAUCGCCAGACUACACCUGGUUCCCACGGCCUUGCGCGGGACGGAUCAUCUCUUGCCAUGCGAAAUUCCCAGGCCGGGCCCCAUAAGUGUGAGCGGAUCAACCCGUCGACGGGAAAGCCAUGCAACUCUAUCUUUUCCCGCCCUUACGAUCUCACUCGCCACGAGGAUACCAUCCACAAUGCUCGCAAGCAGAAGGUACGGUGCCACCUCUGUACAGAGGAGAAGACCUUCUCUCGCAACGACGCUCUGACCCGACACAUGCGGGUGGUCCAUCCUGACGUCAACUGGCCAGGCAAGCAGAGACGGAGAGGCAGAGAGUGAGCUGCGAUCCUGGACCCACAGCGUUGUUUCCGCGCCAUUUGGAUCUGCAGAAUAUGGUUUACCCAUAAUCCCAGACAUGAGAUCUUCACUCGUCUUGUCAUGACGCUUGAGACCAAGGAAAUGACAUCCCGCCAAGAUGACCUGUGUCUGAGCCCGCGGUGUGCUCAGCAGUGAUCGGCUUUUCUUGGUUGCUGCCCUGUCACCCAGUCCCUGCUCGGGAGGCGCCGGAUGACGUCAUUUGAGACGCCAAGCGUCCCAACUUCGCUUGUAGCCGACCAUCCGGCCAACGCUCGGCUGCAGUGCUGCCCAUAGAAAUGCCCUGACGCCGGCUCUCUCUCUUUUCUUUCCUCUCGUUCUCGACUCUUGGAAUGUAUUUUGAUUACGAUGCAAGUUUAUGGAUUUGUUGGAUAAUUACGUUGAUGACUAACAGUACUGUUAUUUAUGGUUUGAUAUCAUAUUUGAUUCAUUUUUUUUUUUUAUUUAUUUACUUUUAGCGUGCGAAGGCGUUGGCAUGAGUGCGAAAACAAAAAUAAGUUCAAUCUGUAUGGCUCUGCAUUUUUGUUCUUUUUUUUUUUUUGCUUUUUUCCAUGGGAGGAUCGGAUGCCAUCAUAUGUCAUACAAGCGCAACAUCUGCAGCAGUGUGCGAAUUUGAUGAUCUUGUAUCAUCAAUCCCUUCUCAUUUGGAUUCGCUAUUUUCAAUCGUUCGCAUUUCAGUUCUAUACUCCCCCGAACCAGGGGCCUAUUCUCC
Molecule: messenger RNA, 3590 nt
Organism: Coccidioides posadasii C735 delta SOWgp
Lineage: Eukaryota; Fungi; Ascomycota; Eurotiomycetes; Onygenales; Onygenaceae
Source: RefSeq, a predicted model, not a curated record